ACGAAAGAGUGUGAAAGCAACUUGGGAGUGCAAAAACAGCACCAAAAUUCAACGUCGACUAUAUUGUUUGAUAUUCGAAGUAUUUUAAUUAAAAUUCAGAAUAAGUUUAAUGCAGCGAAAUAUAUAAGAAGGCACUACACGUAAUUCGCAUAAAAAGUAAACUUUGCGUAUAGUUUAAAGAAGAGCACAAAGAAAGUUGUAUGUGCAGUUGUAUUGGCGCAUAAAACGUAUAAAUAAAUAAUAAAUAGUGAACGCUACAGAUAAAGCAAAAUACCUACAAUGGAUCGCAAUAACGGCUCUAAUCGCUACACACCAAUCCGGCGCGCAGGCCAGCAACAACAUCAAUCAAAUUCGUUAUCAUCACUUUCAUCAUCGAAUAAUAAUCAACAUCAACAUUUAGAUAAUCAUCGCAAUAAUUCGUCACAAUAUUCAACGACCAAUCAUAGCGCAUAUUCACCACAAUCAUCAAUGUCCCGCGAACCGCUCACACAACAUGACGAACUGAUUCGAUAUAUCAGGGAAGCAUGGACAAAGGUGAAUGAACAGAAUACGCCCGUAAAUUAUUGUAAUGAAUCGGAUCAUCAACUAAAAAAUUUCAAACCUUUUAAUUUGGAGGAGUACUGGGACCAACGGCAUUUUCAAAAUAUUCGUGUAUCACAUGGACAACAAUAAGAUAAUAAAAAUUUAUGCAGCAAUAACAGCAGUCGUAAAACAAAUUUUCCUUGUUUUAUAUGUUCUGUGUUGUUUGACAUGCAUUGAAAAAUGUUAUUGUAAUACUACAAGUAACACAUACGCUACAUAGAACUAUGUAUUUCCAUUAUUGAGAAAAAAUCUAAAAUUUUCUUCAAAAAUCCCGGAUAUUUAAGCAAAUACUUAUUUGAAAGUAAAUUGCGAUAUAAAGUAGUUGUAUUUCUCAAAGCUGAAAUUCUCGUUACAUUGUAGUUAAGAAAGUAUAUUUAAUUACAAUAUAGUAAUUACAAAAAAAGAAAAAAAGUAACGAAACGAAAAACCAAAAUUAAGUUAUUUAAAGUAAAAUAGAGUCGUAUGAAUCGUUCAUUCUAUCAAUUAAAAGAUUUCGCAAUAAUAUUAUUAAAUAAAAAAUUACGUGGAAGGGAAUGCAGACGAAAUAUUUCAAAAUUACAAUUAAAGGCAAUAAAAAAUAUGUAAACAAA
This is a messenger RNA of Bactrocera dorsalis (oriental fruit fly), 1172 nucleotides long. Its product is annotated as MAPK regulated corepressor interacting protein 2. The record is from RefSeq and is a predicted model, not a curated record. The transcript is spliced from 3 exons. NCBI's taxonomy places the organism in Eukaryota, Metazoa, Arthropoda, Insecta, Diptera, Tephritidae. The coding region runs from base 280 to 672 and encodes 130 amino acids.